This is a messenger RNA of Coregonus clupeaformis (lake whitefish), 1233 nucleotides long. RefSeq names its product olfactory receptor 4E1-like. Lineage: Eukaryota; Metazoa; Chordata; Actinopteri; Salmoniformes; Salmonidae. The coding region runs from base 1 to 939 and encodes 312 amino acids. The record is from RefSeq and is a predicted model, not a curated record. Gene Ontology annotation, biological process: G protein-coupled receptor signaling pathway. Gene Ontology annotation, cellular component: membrane. Gene Ontology annotation, molecular function: olfactory receptor activity; G protein-coupled receptor activity. The transcript has a single exon.
AUGGAGAACCAUACAUACAACGAGCACUUUCUCCAGCUGGAGGGGUUGAAGGUCACCCACCAGUCCUCCUACCCUGUUUUCAUUUUCAUCCUCAUCAUAUACAUCUUUACUAUGGUGGCCAAUAUCAGCCUUACAGUGCUGAUCUCCAUGGAGAGGAGCCUGCAUAAGCCCAUGUACAUCCUCCUCUGCAACAUGCAUCUCAAUGAUGCUCUCAAUAUCACAGCCAUCAUACCUCGAGUGCUGAGUGACAUUUUAAAAGCAAGUGCAGACAGAUAUAUUACCUACAUUGAAUGUGCCACGCAAGCGUUCUGUGGUCACUUUUUUGGUACGAAUACACAUACAAUACUAAUGAUUAUGGCCUUUGACAGGUAUAUGGCCAUAUGCAACCCUCUACGAUACGCCACCAUCAUGAACAACAAAAUGCUUGUGAAGCUGUGUGUGUCUGCCUGGGGAGUGUCGUUUGUCUUUGUGGGGGGGCUUAUAAGCCUCUCAAUCCGCUUAUCACGCUGCAGGUCACAAGUCAUCAACCCUUUCUGCGACAACCCAUCAUUAUUCAAGCUCUCCUGUGACGACUUGCUCAUCAACCAAAUCUAUGGUCUCUUUUUCACCGCUGUAUUCUUAAUUGCCUCCAUGGGGAGUGUGGCUCUGGCAUACAUUAACAUCGCCAUUGUGUGUGUGAGAAGUAAAAGCAAGUCACUAAACAGCAAGGCCCUGCAGACCUGCUCUACACACAUGGCUGUAUACCUCAUUAUGCUGAUAACCGGUUUCGUCAUUAUCUUUCUUCAUCGUUACCCACAGUGGUCAAACCAAAGGAAAGUGGCAUCCAUUAUGUUUCACUUGGUUCCACCUUGCCUCAACCCCAUUAUCUAUGGGCUACAGUCCAAAGACAUCCGGACAUUAUUGGUGCAAAUGAUCAAGUCUAAGACAGUUUUUCUUUAAUUGUAAGAUAACUUUUGUGUACAGGUUAUGUUUUCCCCUAUUGAAAUGCAGUUUGUGAACUAGGACUAUGUUAACAAAUGUAAAAAAGUAUAUUAUAUUAUUCUAUCCAUGGGUUAUAGUACACGUUUCAUCACAAUAUUGUUUUGAAUGAUCUUUUGAAGACUGACUCCCGACUGAACAUUCUACUCAAUACAGUACAUUCUCAAUUGGCACUAGGGUUGCAAAAUUCCAAGUAUUUUCCCCCAAAAUUUCCUGGCUUUCCAGAAAUCUGGGAUUUCAGUUUAUGCCAUCCUG